CCUUUAGGCGACAUGUAAAUUAAGCUGUAAGCCAUCUGGUGUAAAACGAAAAUGAAUUUCUGAAGAAUGAAUUUCAAUGGAGUACAAAAGACAUUUUAAUGUCUCCCUUGAAUUAGAUUAUCUCGUUUUUGUAAAGAAAUGUUUUAUUUUUAUUUUGGUAGUUUAUCUUAGGUGCGACAUCUUGGAUGUAGCUAGUGCUUCCUAGCACGACAUAAAAAGAGGGUAUGUAUUAAAUGAGUUUGCAUGAAUGCGCGCUAAAAUGUCGGGAGACGUUGGUGCAUGGAUCGGUUGUGCCCGGGCAGCUGCAAUUGGUUGGGUACCCUUAUCGAAUACGACGAAUGAUCCAUCACAUAAAAAGCCUAUUGUACGAGAGGCUGUAAAGAAAAUCACUAUCAACGUAUCUGGAAGGCGAUACCAGACAUUUCAACACACUUUGGAAAAACACAGGGAUACUCUGUUAGGUAGCCCUGAAAAAGAUUACUUCUUCGACCAGACAACACAAGAAUAUUAUUUUGACCGCGAUCCAGAUUUGUUUCGAUAUAUUCUGAAUUAUUACCGAACCGGGAAACUUCACUAUCCAAAAACUGAAUGUGUUGCGUCAUUUGAAGAUGAGUUGACAUUUUUUGGCGUCAAGCAAUGUCAUGUUUUCACGUGUUGUUGGGACGAUUUUAAUGACAGAAAGAGAGACUGCGAUGAACGCGUGCAUGAUUUUGAGGGCACAAGUGACUUGACGGUUAAUUCAAACCAAGACGGGGGUAAUCCUGAAACUCGCCAUUUUCGAGAACGAUUGUGGAAUUGGUUUGAGAAUCCGCAAAGUGCUAUCAUUGCGCGAUUGUUCUACUACGUCACAGGUUUUUUUAUUGCGGUGAGUGUGGCCAGCACAAUUAUCGAGACAAUAGAAUGUGAAAAGGGAGAGAUAUGUGGCAAGGUCUAUCAUGAUGUGUUUUUCUGUAUUGAAGCGACGUGCGUGGUUGGGUUUACUAUAGAAUACUUUGCAAGACUUUACGCUGCACCGAGCAGAUGGAAACACGCUCGAAAUACAUUGAGCAUUAUAGACCUCGCAGCUAUCCUACCAUUUUAUAUUGGUUUGUUUAUGACUAAUAGUACUAUUAGCGGUGCUUUCGUCACUUUGAGAGUGUUUCGUGUUUUUAGAAUUUUCAAAUUUUCAAGACAUUCCAAAGGUUUACGCAUUCUUGGAUGCACUUUAAAAAGCUGCGCCACGGAACUUGGUUUUUUACUCUUCUCUCUAUCUAUGGCUAUUAUUAUUUUUGCGACUGUUGUUUAUUAUGUCGAAAAGGACGAACACAACACCGAUUUUACGAGUAUACCGGCAAGCUUUUGGUUUACGAUUGUAACCAUGACAACUCUAGGAUAUGGGGACAUGGUUCCAAGUACAAUUCCUGGAAAGAUAGUUGGCAGCGUGUGUUCUCUGAGCGGAGUAUUAGUUAUUGCGCUUCCUGUACCCGUCAUCGUAUCUAACUUCAGCCGAAUCUAUCUUCAGAAUCAACGUGCUGAUAAAAGGCGUGUCAAUCAGAAAAUGCGCGCGGAUGAUGAAGCCGGCAACGAGAAAUGUGGUCCAACUGAAGGCGCUGGUACCGGAGAAUUAUCUGACAUGUUUAGAAAUAAAACGGUGAAUGGAAAGAAAGAAAGUUUAUUAAGUAUGAAUGGAAAUACGGAGCUACGCAGGCUAACCAAAUCAAAUUCAAUUCUUAAAAAAUCUGAGGGAACCAAACGUUUGAUGCGACAGCAUAGCUCAACAAUUGAUAAUCGGUUUUUUCGAAAAGGAUGCCGAAAAAUAUCACUCCCUGAACGACAAGCUCUGUUAAACAAUAACAAAAACGCUCAAAUAGGAAGCAUAUAUCCUGACCAAAUGGCUGAACUAAAACGAAUUAAGCAACGUACCAGACCGAGAAAAAUCUCGCGUUCACAAAGCGAGUCUAAACUUCAAAGGAAUAAAACACUGUCAAGAGACUCAUCUAUGGAACACACAACACAAGUGAAAAGUAGAAAACUAUCGGUGCCUGUUCAAGCGAAAUACCCUUCUAUAGUUGUGGAUGUAGUCAAUGAUAACAGACCAACAUUACAUGAUACAAAUCCAAUAUGGCCGAAAUAUAAUGGUGGCUUGCAUGUUCCUGUAACAAAAUCUUUAUCAGCUUCGACGGGGUAUUUCUCCGGUGGAUCUCAGGCUACUUUACACGACGAAGAUGUAGUAUAACCAAUGAAAUAAUCUGAUAUCGGAACUGAGGCGAAGUUUAAAACCAUAACAUCCGCGAAAAACCUUGAACAUGUUUUUUUCAACCCGUUAUGAUACAAUGUUUCGCUUGUCGUGUUGUUACAGAGAAAUGUUUUACCAGUCUUGUAAAUAAAUCUUGCCUAUUUACAUGUACAUUAAUUUGUAAAUAUGCGGAAUUGAAAAAUUUGUCUAAUAUUUAAAUAUAUAUAUAUAUUAGGUUAGGUUAUUAGGUUAGUCUA
Hydractinia symbiolongicarpus is the source of this 2472-nucleotide messenger RNA. RefSeq names its product potassium voltage-gated channel protein Shal-like. Bases 248 to 2215 code for a protein of 655 amino acids. Gene Ontology annotation, biological process: potassium ion transmembrane transport; protein homooligomerization. The transcript is spliced from 6 exons. Gene Ontology annotation, molecular function: voltage-gated potassium channel activity; protein binding. Gene Ontology annotation, cellular component: membrane; voltage-gated potassium channel complex. The record is from RefSeq and is a predicted model, not a curated record. NCBI's taxonomy places the organism in Eukaryota, Metazoa, Cnidaria, Hydrozoa, Anthoathecata, Hydractiniidae.